Tyto alba (common barn owl) is the source of this 878-nucleotide messenger RNA. RefSeq names its product retinol binding protein 4 (gene RBP4). Lineage: Eukaryota; Metazoa; Chordata; Aves; Strigiformes; Tytonidae. The record is from RefSeq and is a predicted model, not a curated record. The transcript is spliced from 5 exons. Gene Ontology annotation, biological process: retinol transport. Gene Ontology annotation, molecular function: retinol binding; retinol transmembrane transporter activity. Bases 56 to 691 code for a protein of 211 amino acids.
GGGGACCUGUCAUGGCAGCCUUCCUUCCUCACUGGCGUGACAGAACCUGUUUCUGAUGCUAUUCUCUGUUUGCUGUUGCUGCAGGGACAGGAUGGCCCACACAGAGAGAGCUCUGCCCUGGCUGCUGCUGCUGGCACUGGCCUUGCUGGGCAGCAGCGUGGCGGAGCGGGACUGCCGAGUAAGCACCUUCAAAGUCAAGGAGAACUUCGACAAGACCAGGUACAGUGGCACCUGGUAUGCCAUGGCUAAAAAAGAUCCUGAGGGCCUGUUUCUGCAGGACAAUGUAGUAGCCCAGUUCACCGUAGAUGAGAAUGGACAAAUGAGUGCCACUGCAAAGGGCAGAGUCAGACUUUUCAAUAACUGGGAUGUCUGUGCUGACAUGAUUGGCUCUUUCACUGACACACAGGAUCCUGCCAAGUUCAAGAUGAAGUACUGGGGUGUUGCCUCUUUUCUGCAGAAAGGAAAUGAUGAUCACUGGGUAGUGGACACAGAUUAUGAUACGUAUGCUCUUCAUUACUCCUGCCGCCAACUAAAUGAAGAUGGCACUUGUGCUGAUAGCUAUUCCUUUGUGUUCUCCCGGGACCCCAAGGGAUUGCCUCCAGAGGCACAGAAAAUUGUCAGGCAAAGGCAGAUAGACCUCUGCUUGGACAGAAAAUACAGAGUUAUCAUUCAUAAUGGAUUUUGCUCUUAAGAAGAUCCAGAACUAUGGAAAGAAAGCAUGUAACAGCACCCUGGAUGUAAAGUUAACACAUUGAUCUGGUGUUCUCUUUAAAACCUUUUAAAUGGCUACAUUUAGAUUGAGUAUAUUUAUCUGAGCUGUGUAGCUCACCUUGUUAAUAAACCAAUGAAAUAUUUUAAUAAACUUGGAUUACAGGGGA